Molecule: messenger RNA, 867 nt
Organism: Cotesia congregata
Lineage: Eukaryota; Metazoa; Arthropoda; Insecta; Hymenoptera; Braconidae
Source: the annotation of a GenBank genome assembly
AUGAGUUCUAAGAAUGCAAAAACUCGCCAUUGUGAAGAAUUAACAUCAAUAAUUGACGAAAAGAUAAUUAUUGAAUUCAUUCGCCAAGAACACACCAACCUAAUGAUGAAGGAGAUGGACGCGGACGGAACUUUUGUCGCUCCUGGAACAGAUGAACUAUGCUUCGACCACAACCGUGUAAUUCUUAAGGAAGAUAAGGAAUCCAGCGAUAAGAUAAAUGCAAGCUACAUCGCCGGCUUCAAGCAACCCAAGGCAUAUAUUGUAACAAAGACUCCGGAUGCAGAGGCGGCAAUCCAUAAGUUUUGGAAAAUGGUCUGGGAACAACAAUCUGAGGUCAUUGUCAUGCUGAAUAAACCUGAUCAAAACGAGAAGGGUCUAAUUUAUUGGAAAUUGGAAGAACGGUCGACGCUCUAUUGUGAGAAGCUCAGCGUAGAGACAAUUAAAGUUUGGUAUUUACAUCAAAGUUUCGAGAUUACAACACUACUUGUCACGCAUGAAGAUGGGGGUUCGCUACUGGUUGACCACUUCUUAUACAAGAACUGGUCAAAAGUUGAUUCGGUGCCCUCAGGCGCCGAUUUCAUUAAUUUAGUCAUGAAAACAAGACUGAAAAAUAAAUAUGCGCCAGCGCAAAAGCUUCCCAACGACUACAAGACUCCAGUAGUAGUCCAUUGCAGUGAUGGGCUAAAUCGAUCAAUUGUCUUCUGUGCAAUCGACAUAUCGAUAACUAGAGAUCAGAAAAUUGGUGAUGUAAACAUAUUCUCUAUCAUGUCACAACUAAGAAAACAAAGAUACGAUUGCCUGCACUAUGUUGAUCAUUAUGUUUUCUGCUAUUCAGCAUUUUGUGAAUAUUUGAAUUUUUUUACGUAA